AUGUCUGCCGUGUCAAUCUCAGGCCCAUCAAGACCAGGAUCACCAAGUUCAGUGACCUCUAAGAGUUCCAAUUACUUUGAUCAGCUUGAGAACAUAGACCCAUACAUGCCACUCCUCGACGAUACUGACAAUCCUGAGCAUACCACAAGUUCGUUUGGACAGCCUCUAGCGGCUACCUUUCCGACUACUAAGCCUGAAAAGCGAAGACGGCUUGAUGAGGCCAGCAAUUCAACAACAGGGAGACCUGUCAAAGUACAGAAGACACAGAGCUCGCCGAGCGUUAUGCGUGGAUUAGCGGCCGUAGCAUCGCCAGAAGAGCGCGAUCACUCUACUCCAUACAUCAUUGCUGAACUACCUGAGUUCCGAGAGGAAACUAGGCGUUUACCAUAUGGCGCUCAGUGGGAGAUUGCACGUCUCAUAUCUGCAGGGAUCAGUCGCGAUGCCUUUACGCCUGAGGUACUGCUACGCUUCCGCGGCGAGAAUGCAACGGCCGCUCCGGAGGUUGCUCGGUCCGUUGGGCGUGCUACAGCGGGAGUGUCGAUCACUGACGAUGCCUUCGCGGCUGCAUUCGCGAAGGAGAAGGCGACUCAGUUGCCAUGGGAUGAACUGGACAGAGAAGAGCGCAUACUCAGAUAUGAUCCGUAUGGCGGCCUUGGCUGCAACAGCGACAAAGAAUAUCUUCAAAAUUACCCUGAUUGGUAUGGCGGUCGGAUCCAGUUCACUGGCAAGCUAUCGUUAGUCAACAGGACACCGACAUUCAAGGUGUCGCUCAAUCGACCGGUGCUUGGUGCAUCGAAUCGUUUUGCCCGACGCUUCGGUUCACGCCAUCUUCUACGUCUCCAAAUCCCUGAAGAUCUUCGCCUCGCCCUGCAGAACAUUCCUGGUGGUGACAUCAGUCUUCUCUCCUUCUUCGGUCAACCCCUGAUCGUACACGACUGGAUCUUUCGAGCGUUCUAUGCGAAGGAAGACAAUGUUUUCCUCUACCAGACAAGCGAACGCUGGGACGGUGACACUAUCCAGAAGCGCGGAUCAAUCAAAUGCCGUGGUAUCCCGAAAGAGCUGACUUUUUAUGACUUCCUGAUGUGGCACAACCCAAUGCACUUCAAUUCGAAUCAGGCAAGUCCAAAUAAUACCUCGAGAUUCACACAGAAUAGGAUUCGUCUUCAGGCUGAACGGAUCAGAGAAGAGGAAGAUAUUGUCUGCGAUGCCUUCUGUGGCGAGGGUAAAAUUCCCAGUGAGAUGAUCAUGACAGAUGGCUGCGGGUUUAUUCAUCGGCAAGCUUUGAGGCGGAUCGAAGAGCAGCUCGGAUGGACGUUAGACACGAUGGUUGUGCAGAUGCGCAUAGGGGGUGCCAAGGCAUGUCCGUUUCCAGAACAGUGUUUAUCUCGACUAACGCGUGAACAGGGACUACUGCUGGCUGAUCCGCGUUCACUUUGCGGAGAAGAGACUGGUGCAGACGUCCGCCUACGCCCAUCGCAAAUCAAGAUCAAACUGUCUCAAGACAGCGAGAGCAUUGAUCCUGCAAUGUUGACGGUCGACAUCUUGCGUCCCGGACGACUCACCGGUCCAGCUCGCCUAUCGACCGAAACCAUUGUCAACUUCACUGAAAAUGGUGUUCCGGCGCAGGUAGUAUUCCAACUCAUGAGGGAUACAAUGCAGGAGAAAGUCGACCGCUUGACCACAUGGAACGAUCCGGCCAGUGUAUAUGAGUUGUGGUGGAACGUCCAACAGGCCGGCGGCGUCAUUAUGGAAAGAUUGUCACGGGAAGCACGUGGAGCUGCCCGAGCCAAGGGCUACACAAGUCGCGAUGGAAUCUCGCACAAAAAGGGUAGCUCUUCCGACGCUGACGAGGAUGAUGAUCUUGACAGCGCACUUCAAGAACGAUCAUUGGCAUGGUGGAAGGACCCGAUCAGUGGGUGUCCGUCGAGUCUGGAGGAGACAGUGCUUGUCCUGCUUGACAGUGGCUUCACGCCGGAUGCAUGUCCCGUUUUGGCCGCCAAAUUGAGAGAGGUAGCGAAGAAAGCGCUGACCAACUACGUCGACAAGUUUCACAUUGACGUAAUGAUGUCGUGUAAAGCGUUCAUGGUCCCCGAUCCAUGUGGUGUUCUCAAACCGGGCGAGAUUCAUGUAAGGAGCUCGUCCAGGAGUUUGGUAAACCAGGAUGGAGAGAAGACUGACCUCGUUCUGGGAGAUGUCUUGGUGACACGGCACCCAUGCAAGGUUCCUACCGACACUCAGAAGGUGAAAGCGGUCUUCCACGAGAAGCUGCGCUCGUAUACAGAUGUAGUGAUUGUAUCGACCGAAGAUCACUUUCAUAACGGGAAAUCACUCCACAGGCAUCUGGCCAGUAUGACCGGCGGUGGUGAUUUUGAUGGUGAUACUCUCGAGGUAUUCUGGGAUCCAACAAUUGUCUCAGAAUUUAAGAACGCCGAUCCUAGCUUUGCACAAGAACCUCUUGAUGUGCAAUCGGUUCUUGUCCAACAGCGUGAGACGGUCGACGAAUUUGUUCAACGAACAACUGCCUUGAGGGAAGAAAGACUCACCUGGGAGUACCAGAAGUACCUCCUUGCGGCUUUGAAUAAUAGCCGCAGAGUCGGCAUGUACUCGACAUGGUGGGAGACCUCAAUUUACGAAAAAGGGUAUGACCAUCCGGAAACUAUUUUUCUCGCAUAUAUGUUUACGACUGUACUCGAUGGCUCUAAGACAGGGGCUGUCGUAUCACAGGACAUCUUCUCGAAACAUCAACGUAUGUACGAGCGUGGGCCACUACCAUGGAGCCGAUUGGACACCAAAAGCAGCUCCCGGAAGCAGCCAACACGGAGUCCUGGACUCCCUCCAUUUAUACUGGAGAGGCUGAAGGAAGAGAUAGACAAAGCAAAAGGGGUGCAAGAGAAGCUGAUUGAUGAACGUCUCCCGUACAGGCUAUCGACGCUGCGGGAUGAGGACCUAGCAAAGCCCUGGCUCGAUGCCAUGGCGCGCGCUGCAGAGGCCAUGCAGCGCCACAACAAUGAGAAUAUGCAGCAGGAACUCGAGGCCAUCCGCACACACGUCGAGCAGACGUACACGCAGCAUCGCCAGAUGACCCUUCGCGGCCUUCGCAGACACGCCAGCGGUGGCGGCAGCAGUACGUUCGCGUCUGCGAGGAAAAGUUCAGACACGCCCAUGACCAGCCUACCCAUCGAGCAGCGCCAGGACAUGUUGCGCGAACUCUCAUACAAGUUCGCGUGCGGUCCGGCUGGCGCAGAUGGUACGCCUACAGCGCUGGUUUACUUCGAUGACGCGUCACUACGCCGUGUGCGCGCAUCGUACGCAUACGUCUACGACCAGAAGACGAGCUCGAAGGGCUGGUCGCGCUUCCCGUGGGACGUCGCCUUGGGCACGCUGUGCGAGAUCAAGGCGGGUACGCUGGGCCCUACGAAGAUGGUGACAGAUGACUUCUACGCACGCAUGACGCUGGCGAAGUCAUUCCUCAAAUGA
Molecule: messenger RNA, 3477 nt
Organism: Postia placenta MAD-698-R-SB12
Lineage: Eukaryota; Fungi; Basidiomycota; Agaricomycetes; Polyporales; Adustoporiaceae
Exons: 12
Coding region: 1-3477 (1158 amino acids)
Biological process (GO): siRNA processing
Cellular component (GO): nuclear RNA-directed RNA polymerase complex
Molecular function (GO): RNA-directed RNA polymerase activity
Source: RefSeq, a predicted model, not a curated record